Didymella exigua CBS 183.55 is the source of this 1774-nucleotide messenger RNA. RefSeq lists its product as uncharacterized. Bases 91 to 1578 code for a protein of 495 amino acids. Lineage: Eukaryota; Fungi; Ascomycota; Dothideomycetes; Pleosporales; Didymellaceae. The record is from RefSeq and is a predicted model, not a curated record. The transcript has a single exon.
GCCAAUUACCCUCAACAAGGUCCAUUGCGCCUCCUCACACGUCUCACGCACACCCGGGAAGCGACUUUUCCGUCCCGACUUGCUGAAUUUAUGCCAGAACACCCUGCCACCUCAGCCCCGCAUACAAACACACGACGGCGGAGGAGUCCAUCUUUCCUCCAACGCCUCAGUAACUUCGAUCUAUCGAACAACUUACUCUUCAACCUUGAGAGGGUCUACCAAAGUCUGGGGUUCUCGCCGGUCAGGACGAGUGCUUCUAAAGAGCAGGGUGCAAAAGAUCGAAGUAUUGAAAGCGAAGGUCACCUUCUCCUAUCUAUUGAAGAAGAAGACCAAGACGAAGAAGAAGAGAUACCUAUCAAAGAAGAUUCGAAGAUAUCACACUUGCAGAGUACAAACAUGGUAAUGAGUAAAGUAGGAGGGAGGCCGCCGAAGAAAGCUCUAGCUAAGGCGAGACCUAAGGGGAAGUUGGGCGUCGUGACUACGAAGAAGCGCAGCCCGCCCGCAGCCACCAAGAUUGAGCGCGCGUCGAAGAUCCAGAAGGCUAUACCCAAAGCGAACAGCGGCAAGAGGGUUAAUGGUAGAGGCGCGAGUGUAACUGGUGCAAUUGUCAUCUCUGGCAGUGAAGGUGAAGAUCGCGAUCUGCCUAGACAGUUUCCUAUGGACACGUUGACACCACCUCGGCAAAUGCUAAAGAUUGAUUCUCCGGGCAGCGAAGAUGAUCUGAAGCCAAUGCCUAUGCCUACACCGAUACCAACAUCUACUCACAGCAGUCGUCUCGAGAACGAGCUUGUGCGCGUGAAGGUGUCACACGAAAGGGAAUUGGAAUGCCUCCGCCUGCAACUGAAUGCAUUCGAAGCAAAGGUAAAGCAAAUCAAACAAGAUGCCGAACGACAAGCGCUCGACCUGCAACGCCGACAAAGUAUCUCAAGCGACGGGCAGAUGGCAGAUCGCGAGGAAGAACUCGAGAUCAAGAAGCGGCGAUCAAGCGACCUCAGCUGGGAAUGCGAUCACCUACGCCGGGAGAUGGAGGCAGCCCGCAGCUGUUUGAAAGGCGAAGCAGAUCUGAUCCAGCAGCGCGACGAAUACGAGAGACUGUACGACGAGGAGCAAGAUACCAACGCCGACCUGACGCGUGGGCUGGAGGACAAGGACCAGCUAUCAGCACACAAAGCGGCAGAGAUGUCAGCUGAGAUGCAGCAGCUCUCACAGCAAAUCCAGGACCUUCAGCGCGAAGUCAGCGACCUCAGGGCCGAAAGCGCCGCGCUCAGAAUCACCACCAACCGAACACCUCCGCCCAGAAGUGACUCUCCGGCGCCCUCGCCCUCGCCCUUGCAGUCAACAUCGGCAUCGCACGCCGAGCUCCGACUUGCCGACAUCCGCAAGACGUACAUUACCGUCAAGAGGAGGUACGACAACCUCCACUCUGUGGCGAGCGACAUCUCGACUGCGACGCGGUCUUGGGACUACAGCAGCUUUGGCGAAUUCGGCACGUACUUGAGGCAGUUGAAGACGGCGCUUGAUGUGAACAGGCCGGAGGAAGGUGUGGUGUCGGCUUCACAGGUGGCGAAGGUGGAUUGACAUAUGGCGAAGUAAAUGUGGUCUUGCGUAUCAUGAUUUGGUAUCGUGUAUGUAUACGUACUGCAUAUCUGCAACUUGGGUAUAUGGGCAGAACAGAUAGGCUCAAAACUUUCCGUUGUUUCCGACAAACAUGCUUCCAAGUUGAUGUUCCGAGAUUUGCGAGAAACGGAGGAUACCGACUUGUCGACUCUGACAC